Molecule: messenger RNA, 1341 nt
Organism: Humulus lupulus (European hop)
Lineage: Eukaryota; Viridiplantae; Streptophyta; Magnoliopsida; Rosales; Cannabaceae
Exons: 1
Coding region: 1-1341 (446 amino acids)
Source: RefSeq, a predicted model, not a curated record
AUGAGCAGGCCCCUUCAUCCACGGUCUGAUUCUCAAACGAAGGAUCAAGUGCGGAGUAUGCCUUCUGAGGUAGAUAUGCUAAUGCAAUUGUCUGAGGGAAAGGCUCUGACGAAGAACCCAUUAUCAGAGAAGAAGUUGAGCCCUGAAUGUGGUGGUGGUCAGACUAGCCUAGAGGACGAGGUGCUGGAAACGAAUAGGGCGGAGGAUUCCGUGAAGGAUGACUUUCAAGCUUCAGCUCAAUCUCAUUGGGCGAAACUUAAGGAUAAGCAUUUGAUUAGUGAGGCGGCCAAACUUCACUAUGAGGAGCCGAUACUGAAAAAUGGGAAGAGAGCUGCUCAAAUUGAUAUGGCAGAGGUUGCAAAACAGGCUCAAAAUUUGAGUUCAGCUGUGAUAUGUAUGGUGAUGGGAGCCAAUCCCCCAUUUGCUGUUUUUGAAGGGUUUGUGAAACGUAUCUGGGGACACCUUGGUAUUGAACGAAUUGUGAGGAUGAAUAUGGGGCUUACCAUUGUCAAAUUCAAUGAUGAGGCUACUCGAGAUUUUGUUCUGGAAACUGGCAUUGUGCAAUUUGACAAGAAACCAGUUAUUGUGAGACCUUGGACUCAAGAUCUUGACACUAUAAGGUUAGUUCGUUCUGUACCUUUGUGGAUCAGAUUGCCUAAUCUAGGUCUUCAGUAUUGGGGCCAAAAAUGCCUUAGUGCAUUGGUUAGUACUAUAGGGAAACCCAUUAUGGUGGAUAAGUUUACUAAGGAAAGAUCUAUGAUUAGAUAUGCUAGAGUUCUGGUUGAAAUGGAGAUAUCUGAUGACCCUCCGUUUGUCAUUUAUUUUGUGAAUGAGAGAGGUCAAGUUCAAGAGCAGUUUGUUGAGUAUGAAUGGCUUCCCAUCAAAUGCAACAAUUGCAAAGGAUUUGGCCAUAAUAUGGUUGAUUGCAAGAAAAAUGGCCCUAAGAGUUGGGUAAAGAAGAGUGUGACUGAACAGGAACAUGUUGGAACUAAUGUUGAUUAUGAGAUUGCAGCUACUGAUGCAAAAUCAGGAGUUUCAGUUGGAGUUACUGAGGCUGUUAAGGAAGUGGAGGAGAAACAUGAUGCGGCAGGGUUAGAUGUUCGUAGGGUAGCUGAGGAUAAAGGAAGUUCACAGGAUCUUCCCUUAACACCUGAUCAGGAUAAUAAGGAGAAUUGGGAAAUUCCUAAGAGAGUUGGGAACUCAAGAGGGAAAGGAAAGUUAGUGAGGACUGUUAUAGACAAAAAACAGAAUGCUUUCAAGGUACUUCAGGAACAGGGGAAAGGUGGAACAAUUGGGAACUUAACUGAUUCAAAGCUUGAUGGACUGCUCCAAUAUACUUAG